AUGGCAGCGAUGGCGUCGAUUUGCAAGUAUGAGGAGGCUCCGCCUGAGACGGAAGCGCACAUGAGGAAGUGUUGGCACUUUGAGAUGAAAGGGGUCGUCGUGAUAAACCCCCUCGUGUUCAUCUCCUCGACAAUCUUCCUGUGGGUCUUCGUGAUCCUCUGCUGCGUUGAGCCAGACUACAUGAAGUUCGCCAUGGACGAAGUCGCCUGGGGCUGGAUCCCUGAGGUGUGGACAUGGUUCUACAUCGUCUCUCAGGACAUCUGGGUCAUUGUCUUGAUCUGGGCCAUGGUCCAGCACGGUAAGCUGAAGCUCGGAAAGGACGACGAUGAACCGGAGUUCAGCACUGCCACUUGGUUCUCGAUGUUGUUCUGCUGCGGCGUCGCCACAGGCCUGUUCUACUACGCCGUUGCGGAGCCGAUGUGGCACUUCAAGGGCUGGGGUUCCCCGAGGUUCCUCUCCACGGUCAAGGGCUACGGGAACGUGGACGAGGACGCGACUCACGCGCUGAUGGUGAGCGUCUUCCACUGGGGCGUUCAUGGCUGGAUCCCCUACGUGGUGAUGGGGGCUACGCUUGGCAUCAUGACUUACCGGCGUGGAUACCCAAUGACCGUCCGGUAUGCGUUCUACCCUCUCAUCGGCGACAACGUUUAUGGAUGGAUGGGAGACGCCGUGGACUCCCUCUCCAUCGUGACGUCUAUCGCAGGCGUCUGCACGUCCCUCGGCCUGGGCGCCAUGUCGAUCAACGCCGGACUGCAGCGCCUCAGCUGGGGGACGCACCACGGUGAGAACUUUGCCAUCCCGGACGAGGCCAAGUAUUCAGUUCCUGGAUGUGGUGGCCAAGGAUAUUCCUGUGAUGAUGGUCAGGAAUCUUUCGGCAUCCAGCGAAACACGACGACCAUGAUCCUCAUCAUUCUCAUCAUCACCUGCCUGUCGACCGUGUCAGUAGUGAUGGGCCUCGGCUCUGGUAUCAAGUUCCUUUCACAGUGCGUCUUCGCAAUGGGGACAUUCUUGAUGCUUGUCGUGGCGUUGAACGGCGAGACCUACCUCAUCCUGGACAACAUUGUGCAGGUUACAGGUUACUACUUGUGGUACAUCGUGAAGAUUGGAUUCCAUUGCGACGCUUGGGAGCGUCUCGGCACCAAAGACAUGGGGCUGGGCGGUUCUGGCACUAGCGGAAACACGUGGAUCAUUGAUUGGACCAUCUUCUAUUGGGGCUGGUGGAUCUCUUGGGGCCCUUUCGUUGGCACAUUCAUUGCAAGGAUCUCCAAAGGCAGGACCCUUCGUGUUUUCAUCAUGUCCACGCUCUUUGUGCCCACCCUGUACAGCAUCGUCUGGUUCUGCGUGUGGGGCACCGAGGGCAUUCGCAUGCAACGCAUGGCAGACUCGGCGGGCCUGUGCACUCAAGCUUACGCGGGAGGAUCGGCCUGGGCUGACCAGUACAGUUUGGCGGAUAAGCAGAAUUUGAAUAUGGGCUGGACCCCCAGCUGCGUGCUGGACGAUGCCUACCACGGCGGAUACGGCAGGUGCAAGAGGGCGAAGUUCACUAGGUACGUGGAUCCUUCUAAAGACGAAAAGGGCAAGCAGUGUGUCAAGCAUACCUCGUGGGUGGAUGUACCGUGCGGCGGGGGUCUCGAUCCUACCGCAAUCAACAUGACGAAGUACGAUGGUACUGAGUGUGCGAAGUACAUGACCGAAAUCAACGAGCUGGCUGCUGACAAUUACGACCAGUUCCCGACUACCGACCAGUCUGACUGCUUCGUGCCUCUCCAGGAUGGUACCGUAUGCUUGUACAACCAGGCUACCGCAGACAUCCUGUUCGACCAGAUCUCCUCGUACGGCCCGCGCGGCUAUUCCGACAUGCUGUGCGCACUCACGCUCAUCAUUUUGACAUUCUACUUCGUGACCUCGUCGGAUUCUGGAUCGUUCGUGGUGGACAUCCUUUCCUCCAACGGCCACCCAGACCCCCCAGUGUUCCAGCGUGUCUUCUGGUCCUUCACAGAAGGGGCCACCGCUAUUGCCUUGCUGUAUUCUGGCAACAACCACCCGAGCGCAGACGCUGCACUUAAGGCCCUCCAGGCGGCGUCCAUCAUCACGGGCCUGCCCUACACAUUCGUCAUGUUCUGGUGCUCGCAGUCACUCGUGAUCUUGUGCCAGGAGGAGAACGGCGGGCUCGACCCUAACCGGAAGGCCUUCUCAACGUUCAUUUUCAACAUGAAGAACCUCGUCCUUCACUUGAAGAACACAGCCUUGCCUGGCGUAACCAUGGGCAGGGCUGUGGUGCACGUCGGCAAAUGGCCUUUCGCUGGCCUCGGUCCGGGCGUCACGUUUGGCUUGUGGACGGGUGCCUUCUCCUUGCUGUACUACACUGCAAUCAUUUUCACCAUAUGCACUGCGGCCCUGUACCAAUGGGCGCUCAUCGGCUGCACGUUCUACAUCGGCUUCGGCACCUUCGUUGGCCUGCUCCGCAACCACAUGCGCGUGAAGCACUUCAUCGAGCAUGGCGACAUCGCCACUGACCUUCUUUGCGGCAUAUUCGCGCCCAUGUUCACCCUCUCCCAGAUCGAGGCGCAGUUCACGGAGCCCAUCGAGAACACGAAGAAGAACGACGACCUUGCUCCUCAGGAAGAGAGUAACGAGGAGCAGCCCGCACAGAUCUGA
Molecule: messenger RNA, 2658 nt
Organism: Prorocentrum cordatum
Lineage: Eukaryota; Dinophyceae; Prorocentrales; Prorocentraceae
Source: the annotation of a GenBank genome assembly